UAUAUUUUUUUAGAAGCAAGUAGUUCAAGUAGUCAGUAGUACUAGUAGUUACUAGUAGGCCUACUUACUUAGUUUAGUUACUACUACUUACUACCCAGAACUGAUGAUGAGGAUAGAUAUUUUAAUUCUAAGAUAUUAAGUUUAACUUAUUUAUUUUUUAAGUAUUAUAAUUAGACAAAUCAAAGUUCAAAGACUAAAAAGAGAAAGUUAACAAGGCAACUUGACAUGUAACUUAAUGUAAGGAAACACAGUCUAUUAAAUGUUGCCUGUCACUGUCGUGUCAAAAGCUAAAGAAGCAAAGGUACUGAAAAUUUUUACUAUGUACCUAUGUAAAAGGGAAGGAGGUUGGUGUGUUGUCGGUCAGUCUGAAUUAGGAUUAUCACUAUGCUGAAUACGAAUUUAACCUAGCCUAAAUUAUAAUAAAUAUUUAGACAUAAGUCUAAGUUGAUAAGUGGGAAUUAUUCGUCGUAGCAUUAGACUAGACCUUGCAAUGUUAAUGUAUUGACUACUGUAUUAAAUAUUAUCAAUUUACUAUACUGUACUAUAACUAUGUUAUUAAUUAGCCUAAUUUAGUUUAGCAUAUUAGUCAUAAUAAUUAGUAUUAGGUCAGUUUACGCAAUUGUAUCUGCGCCACAUUAUUUACAGUGUCCUACAUUGAUGAACAACUAAAUGAUGAUUGUUUAUACGAUAUUAGGUUUAAACUUAUAUGUAAACCCAAAAGUGCGGGGUGGGGUGAGCCUAUUUCACACCCUCCAUGAAUGAGAUUCCCACUGGGGGAGGCUAAAUUAUGGCUGCGUAGGGCCCUCCACUGGUCUUAAUACGGCACAAUUUCUUGCUGCUUAAGGCUAUCACAGAGGCCUAGUUAUAUAAAUAUAUUUUAACCCUCUUGAGACAAUGAGUGUUGAAGCGAAAAAUAUUAUCUCAGAGUCUCAAGAUUGGCUGGCUGGUCUUUGUACCAGCUAAUCAGAUUGUUUCUCACAUUUCUUGCUCAUCUCGCCAUUUUAAUGGCGGCUUCCAUUGAUAUUUUACUGUGUAGUGGCCCAGUGACAACUAAAAUGCUUUAAAAAUAUGUGACCUUGAAAUAUGUCAAAAGGCAUAAGCAGCCCUCAAGGGAAUCUCAUUCAAAAAUGGGUUGGACUUAUUUAUGCUUCAACAAUGAUACAAUCUAACAAAAUUCUGCAAGUCAGACAUGUCUUUUUUAAGUGUAAACAAAAUUUUUUGCAUAAAUUAUACAAAUCAGGAUAACUCAUUAGCAUAAAUUUUGGAAUUUCAGUUUGAUUCUUAAAGAUGAUAAUAGUUCAUUCAAUAUUCCAUUCCCUACUAGAAUAUAUAUAGUUUUAUAUUUGUAAAGUAAUAAGUUUAUUUUUUAUCAUUUUUUUUGCAAAGUAAGUGCUGGGCUUGUGAAAAGGGCUUCAUCUUUUUGGCACCAUCAGUCAAAAAAGGCGCCGUCUCAAGCGGGUUAAAUUAAAUAUAAUUUUAUUAUCACUAUACUAUAUUUAGUAGACAUAAAAUUAAAAUUAGCUGAUUAGACACACCAACACUGAACACACUCACUCACUCUUUAUCUACUAGAUAGGCAGUUUGUUAAAAUAAUUAGCCUUAAGUUAUAUUAAAUUAACUUUGACUUUUUAAAAUAAAAAUCUAGCAAUAUUAUUUAGGGGGGCCAUCCACAUGCAAAGAAAAGUCAAAUUAUUUCACCCCUACUGUUGCUUCCGCACUCUUUUGGAUUUUUGGAUACGGUUUUUAAGUAUACACAAAGAGGAGAAUUAAAAAACAGUGAUGCUUCCCCUGUGGUUGACCUAAAAGUUUGACACUCAUGAAUGCAUAUGAAUGACCAGUCCUAAUGUGGAACCUACCACAAUACUGUGGCGGCAAGGUCUUGUAGACUCUGCUCCCAGGAUCAUAAAUUGAAGGUCCUCGCACAGAUACAGCUGACCCAGGACAUGAAAAUCAUCAGUCUAAUACUAAAAUGUCCCAAACCAACAAUGAUAAAUGGAGUGACAGUUGGUGUCAGGGAAUUGGCAAAUAGUGAAACCUGCCAGGACGACAUGACUGAGGGAUGACCCAACACUGAAUACUUCCACCUGGUAAUUGCAGACUCCCAGUGCUUGAUCACUCGUGUGGAAACAUGGGGUGUGCAGCAUCUUGAUCUGGGUGGGAAGGAAACCAGAGACAAAACCAGUGAAACCAUGGUGAUGAAGUCUGUACAAAAUAGCAUGCCAAUUUGAUGGACAAGAUAAUUAAAAGAAGACACUGUAAACCAGUGCUUCCCAGCAUGUGGCGUGCACCACUAGGAGACAGUUUAAAGAUUUUGGGGGGUUAAUUGGAGACAUUUAGUCUGGAUUUAUAGGAAAUAAAACAGGAUAUUUUUUAAGGUUAACCACCUUCAUUGUUUGCAAUAUAUUGCUAUAGUGCCGGUAAUAUAUUUCAAUUACGGGUACUGUAAGUUUUAACAAUAUCAAAUCUAAAAGCCUAACAGGGCAGUAAAAUUGAAAUUCAGACUUCUUUUCGGCAGCAUGGAAACCUGUUUUUUUAGUUCUCUACGGUGGUGGUUGGGGGAAAUUAACUAACCUCAGCUAUUUGUUUCUGCCAAAUGAAAUAAUUAUGUUAUAAAUUAUGUCAUAGGCACAGAAACAUACAGUGGACUACAGUUUUCACUAGGUUAAAUAUUAUCCUUGUGAUAUUUUGAGAGUUAUUUGUAAAAACACAAAGCAACAGUAAGAAGAUGAUUACGAAAACAUUGCAAUAAAAUUUUGUAAAGCCUUUGAAAAAAUAUUAGAAAUCAUGGAUCUAACAGAUUUAUAUGUGACCGUUGACUUUAUUAAAGAUAUUAAUUGGCUAUUUAUGGUCUGACAGAAUUUCAGAAUAAUUAUUGAAGAAUUAUAAGUACACAGUCUGCUCACAAUCAAAGUGCUCCAGCAAUUGAGCAAUAUUUUUAAUACCUUUAUAUUAUUAUAUGUAAUAGAGCAUGGAAGAGAAAAACUUAAUUAUUUCCAAAUGAAGAGGGCCUAGGCUAUGAAAGUGCUGCGACAAAGAGUUGUUUUAACCCAAACAUGUAUUUUGUAAAAGUGUAAACAAAAUGUUUAUGUCCAUGAUCUGAACUUGGUUUCUGAAUGAGAGCAGUUUCUGAAGUACACAUCAGUAUAGAGCCAUAUAAGAUAUUCAAUACUGUUUCAAACAUGCUUUACCUUUUUUACUUGCAUGAACUAAUUCUUAUUUUAUACAAUUUUUUAUUUUUUUCUGUAAAGUUACAGUACCAUGGCACAACAAGGAGAGUAUCGUAAUUUGUACCCAAUCACAGAGCCAUUUGAUAGUGGAUUCCUAAAAGUUUCAGAAAUCCACAAAUUAUACUAUGAACAGUCGGGAAACAAAUCAGGGACACCUGUCAUAUUUGUGUAAGGAAUCAUUGAUACCUAUUUUUGUAAGUUUGAACUAAUCAAAUGUGUAUGCUACCCGCAAAAGACACAUCCAGCAUUUUAUAGAACACCUAGGCGUUUGAUGACAUGCAUGAAUUCACACAAUUCAGGUAACACCUGCACAAUUACAAAUGACUGGAUGAAAAUAAUUUUAUUAUAAUUAUAGCAACAAAAAUUAUUAUAUGAUACUACAGAGCAAGCAUAGUUGUCUUUCACUAAGGUGAUCAUUCAUGAUGUUUUUACUGGGACAGGAAUGGUUUUUGGAGCAUUGUCCUGGUUUGUUUAUCUAGUUUAGUUUGUCCUAAUCUGAAACCAGUACAAUUUAUGACUAAAAAAUUUUAAAAAAUUAUUAAUUUUUUAAUUUAUCAAAAGACUGAGUACAUCUGAUAUCCAGGCAUGAGUAAAUGAGACAAAUAAAAGUAGUAUUAUAAUUAAUCCAAAUUAGCAUCAUGAUAAUUUGUUUUCUCAGAAGAAUACCUCACUGACAGAAGAGCUAGAGUGUAAUAACAAUAAUUAUUUAUUUUUGGACACACAUGGUGCAAAAGAUUUUAAAUGUCCUGGUUUUAAAUUAAAGAUUUUAAAUGCCCUGUUUUUUUGUUUUUUUGUGCAAAAAAAUUGUCACAUUAUUUCUAUUUAAAAUUUCCUUGCCCAAUGAGGCACCAACAUUCUUUUCUCCUUAUAAUCUUACGAUAGGUUACCUCACCCUAGUUUAUAAUUAUCGUAUCACCAUUUAAUAUAGGGAUAAAUAGAAUAUUCAAUUUCGCUUUGGUGCUAAUUAAUAAGCCUUUCACUUUAAGUGUUUGUGGGGAUCAUAGAAAAAAUGUGUCUUCCAAAUUAAUCAUAUUGCAUGUUGGUAUCUCUUAAAUAUCACAUUUUACACCUCCGCUUAAUAUUUACCUGUUUCAUGCAGCGAUGACAUUUCAACUAAAUUCGUUUGCUGUUGAAAACUGUAUAAUUAAUAUAAAUGUCAGUAAACCUGUAUGGAGAAAACUAUUAUUUCCACUUGGAAUAUAUGGCCCAGAAAUUUGGCUGUCAAAAAGUAGGAACAGCACUUCCACCAGGAAACAUUGACCUGACUCUAUUUCCAUUCAGGCAAACACCCAGUGGCCAUUGUUUCAUUGACCUCGAUGGUGCUUGCAAUGAAAAUUCCGUGUCCCAUCUACUUAAUGUUCGGAUCACCUGCUGUGUCCAUUACGCCAAUUUCACCGGAGUGUCAAAUAAUGUACGCUUCCCAUUCCUCACAACAGAAAUUGCACCAGGCAAUGACAGUUUUGGCAUCAAUAUAACUUUCAGUUGCAGUAACUGUCUUAGGCAUGUCAUAUCUCCAAAAAUACAUCAGAAGUACAAAUUAAGCUCGGACCUUCAAAGAAAGAAAAGGAACAAAUCCACUAACCAAAGUUACAACCUCUACAUGACCAUCCGACAUCAUUUAAUCCUUGUCUGUAAGCAACUAAUGAGGCAGACGAAUGCCAAAAUACACAAAAUAGAGUUUUUGAUGAGUCUGCUCUUAGCUAGCCACUGGAUACACAUAUCAUCUGUUUGUAGUUCUGGUAUCAAAGAGGAUAAAUUUGAAGCUUCAUGUGUUACCUGCUGAACUGCCAGUAACUGUCCCAAUGGUAUAAUUUCCUAUUGUGUGCGUGGUCUCCCGACAAUUACAAUUUUAUUAAUGAAUGAAUUUUAUAGUUUUCUAAUAGACUAAACAAUUUUAAACAGGAAAUAAAGUAAGUAGGUCAGAAAAUGAAAUAAAUGAUAAAUAUAAUUUUGGACGCUCAACUCCAGGAUUAGCCACUGUUCCAAUCAUAAAAUUUGUUGAUGAUACCACCGACAUUAUAAAAAACUAGUUGUCUCAAUAUCUGACAAUAUAAACAAACAAGUUACUAACUUAUUCUACAGUGCAGCAAUGGAAAGCCUACGUAACUACAGAAUUACCUGCUGGUGUGGUAAUUCAUCGUCUGACAUCAAAAACAUGAUAAAUGACUAAUCAAUGAAGCAAUAUCACACAAACUAAACAUCCUCUGCUUGAACUUGAAGAACUAUUUGAAGAAAAAUGUGUAAAACUAAAAAAAAUUUGAUUGAUUGAUACACCCCAUCCUCUUCAUCACUGUUUCAUAAGAUCAGCUUGAGCAGGACGAUUUCUUUCUCUUAAAACUUAAAGUUAGGAUCAUAAGAAAUACAAAUUCUUUUGUUCCCCAGUCUGUAAGAAUUUACCAGCGUCCCCCCCCCCCCGCCCCCCAACCAAUACCAAAAUAAAUCAUCGCUAAUUAAGUCAUUAUUGUCACUAAUGGAGUUAAUUUUUUUGGUCUAUGAUGGCUGACUUUUAAACUAGAGAAAUACUUGUACUUUAGAUGUCUUGUGUUUAAAUUAAAUUGUUAUAUAUGAUUGUAAAAUGUUUUCUUUUUGAUUAAAAUAUGUAUUUUUUUAUGUGCUGAAAUUGAAUAUGUACAAUGUGAUCGAAAACAAAUUUCAUUUCUUUGGAUCCUUUAAAGAAUCUCAUCUUAUUUCUCUCCAUGUUUUUGAAGUCAUGGUGGACCUGGUGGAGGCACCAGCCCCACUGACCGGGGCUUUUUUGAUCCUGAGGCAUACCACAUAAUUUUGUUUGACCAAAGAGGUGCUGGAAAAUCUACUCCAGCUGCUGAAAUCAAGGUAAACUUUGCUGAUAAUUAUAAUAUUAAAAGUGUUAUUUACAUACAUACAUACAAAAGUGUUAUUUAUCUUUAACCGAUUUUAUUGGAGUUAAUAUUUUAAAAAAAUAAGCAAAAAAUCAUAAAAAUAAUGAACUAUCUCUUAUUACUCUAAAUUACUGGUACCUUCUCAUUCCUUAACUAAUUUCAAAGUAGGAUGUAGGCCUAUAUACUGUAGAAACCAUUUUACAUUUAUUAUUAUUGGUUUCACUACCAGAUUUGGAAACAAAAACGUUUAAUCUCACAUAUAACUUUUUCAUAAAUUUGUUUGAUUUAGGAAAACACAACAUGGGACCUUGUAGAAGAUAUAGAGCGCUUAAGGAGGCACUUGGGUAUAGAGCGAUGGGUAGUAUUUGGUGGCAGCUGGGGCUCAACACUGUCAUUGGCUUAUGCAGAAGCUCACCCUGAACGUGUCAAAGCUCUUAUAUUGAGAGGCAUUUUUACUUUACGCAGGUAAAUUUUUUUUAAAUGGUAAUAUUUUUUUAAAUAGCCACAGUUUCCAUUUAAGUUAUCCAAUGGUAAUUAAACCUAAUGGUGUUCAACAAUGGUAAUUAAACCCAAUCGUGUUCAACAAUGAUAAUUAAACCUAAUGGUGUUCAGCAAUGGUAAUUAUAACAAAUGGUGUGCAACAAUGAUAAUUAAACCAAAUGGUGUUCAACAAUGGUUGUUAUAACAAAUGGUGUGCAACAAUAAUUAAACCAGAUGGUGUUCAACAAUGGUAGUUGUAACAAAUGGUGUGCAACAAUGAACAAUGAUAAUUAAACCAAAUGGUGUUCAACAAUGGUAGUAAUAACAAAUGGUGUUCAACAAUGGUUGUUAUAACAAAUGGUGUGCAACAAUGAUAAUUAAACCAAAUGGUUUUCAAUAAUGAUAGUUAUAACAAAUGGUGUGCACCAAUGGUAAUUAAACCAAAUGGUGUUCAACAGUGGUAAUUAUACCAAAUGGUGUGCAACAAUGAUAAUUAAACCUAAAGGUGUUCAACAAUGAUAAUUAAACCUAAUGGUGUUUGUUACGCACUGGCUUCUAUUGUGAGAAAUUAAUCUCUUGUUUUAAAUUUAUGGCUCGUUCAAACAGUGCCUAACAAAGGACGAUACCAUAGAGAAAUACAAUAAUAAAAAUACGACACGCAAAAACAGUUGCCAAUUAAAAUGAAUAAGAUUUAAUUUAGUAAUAAUACAAUUACAAAACAAAUGAAAUAUAAUUACAAAUCAUCAACUGACAGAGUAUGGGAAAAUCUUGUACCAGUACACAAUUAGUACAAUGUGCCAAUUAAUAAUGACGAAUGCGAAUAAACACAUAUGAGCACACAAAGAAUAAUACAAUUGUCUCGUAAAGUUAAUAAUAUCUAUCUGAAUCCCCUUUUCUCUCUGUGCCUGUCAAUCCCUUAUAUAUGUGGGUCUACCGACGCGUCUAGAAACACCCUUACUUUUCUAAUACAAUCGAGAACAUUCCAUAAGAUACUAGUAGACAUACUAACCAUAUUUAAUUGGAAGUCGGUAGUAAACACGAUACAUCAAAGACUAAGCCACGCCCACAAUAAACGCUACCGUCUGCUAGGAAUCUAAAAUGGGGUGAAAUAAAGUUCAGGCACAGGGAAAAAUGUACUACAUAACAGUGUUAAAAAAUGAUAAUUAAACCUAAUGGUGUGCAACGACUUGUAUUAAUUAAGAAUUCAUAUACAUUUUAAAAGGCACUACCUGUAAAAAGAUGUUUGAACAUGAGAUGUUAGUGGGGAAAAUAAAAAGUUAGGAGGAAUAUUUCAGCUGUAAGUGAACCUCACAUGCACACCAUUUAAGUUUUUUGUUUGCUACCUAUGGCAUUAUAUUUGACUCAACUGUUUGCAGCACUGAGAUAAAACUUGUGUUUUCUAUAUUAUUAUUCUCUGGACAAUUUAGUUUCAGUUACAGUACCGUACUCAAAUUUCACAUAAUUUGAGUUACCCGUACCGGUAUAUAAUAUAGAAUACCGGUAUAUAUUUGUCAUACAAAUUAUUCCUUUGAUAGGGCUAAACAAAGUUUUAAAGACAAUGUUUUAAGGAAGGCCUUAUAAAAUGCACUGCAUUAAGAUCACUUGGAGUGGUUGACAGAGAUGGUAAAAAAAUUAACUCACACAAAUUUUAGAAUUUUGUAGAUGGCCCUAAAUUAGAUUUUAUCAAGAGGUAUCUCUAGUUCUAAAAAUAUGAUAAAAAAUUUAUUGUAAAUAAGUUGUUUCUUUUACACAUCUUUAAACAUAUAAUUUUUCUGAGUUCUUUUAAAAAUCUAAAUUGUUUCUUGUUUUCUCGUACUAGGGAAGAGCUAGAGUGGUUCUAUGAGGGGAAAGGAGCCAAUAUGCUGUUUCCUGAUUACUGGGAAGACUACAUUAAUUUUAUACCUGAGGUUUGAUCCAUAGCUGUCUGAGCGAAUCUGUAAUUGGAAUAUAGAGUUGUGAAACAAAAUAUUAAAACAGUUAUUAAUUAACCAUAUAAUUACUACCUUUCUGUAAUUUGUACAGAUGGAAAAGUGUCAGCAAAUUGUGAUAUAAUUUUGAAUGUACAUCUUAAAAUUUGUUUGAUUCCAGGUGUUCAAGUAACUUUUACAUGCAGAUUACACAACAAACUUACAAGACUGAUACAUAUAACAUUAAACAAGUCAAAAAGCAAAAUUAAGGUUCAGAGUGAAUAUUAAAGGGAAUUUCAGAUUAGAAGAGGCCUAAGACUAGAAGACUGUCUUGUAGGCUGUCUAAACCAACAUUAGAGUGAGUUAUAAGAAGCAUACAUAUUGACACCUGAGGAACAAUCACAGGAUACUUUCUGAGGGAAACCUAAGACCCACAACCAAAAGACAUUCUCUGCAACCAACCCCUUUAGUAUUUUGCAUAGCAUAUUCAGAUGACAUAAGACAUUUAGGGAAAAGUAGUAAAGACAUAUCAAAGGCUUUUUAUUGAAUUAGAGGAUGCAUCACUACAAGCAGGGCUGGAAGUUCAUAACAAAAAAACCCACAAAAUACAUGACUAUGUUAAGAGAAGAACAGACAGAUGGAACCAAUUAAUUGGAAACCACACUUUUGAAAAUGUAAAUAAAUUCAAAUUUCUAGUCUAGGAUCCUUAAUAAAUGAAAGAGUUGAAUUAUCAACAGAAAUAAAAUAAAGAAUAUCGACUGGAAGCAGGUCAUUCUUCAGUAGUCACAAAAUACUCAAAAGUAAAAACAUUACAAGAAGAACAAAGAAAACUGUCUAUAAAACUGUUAUCAGACUUUGUAAUUGUAACAGCGAUAAAUAUAGAUGGAGAAUACAAACCAACCAGGAAUUGUAUAGACUAUAUCAAGAUCCCAUGCUAUUAGCAGAAAUAAUAAAGGGCAGGUUACGCUGGGCGGGACUCUUAGAAAGAAUGCUGAAUACCAGAGAAAUGAAGAGGGUGCACCACAAAAAAAAAACAGAAGACAAUGGCUGAAAGGCAGACCUAGGCUUUGAUGGAUGGAUGAUGUGGAAAAAGAUCUGCUCAGUUGGAAAUCCAAGCAUGGAAAAGAAAAGCAUCAGUUAGGUCUGAGUGGAAGGAAGUGAUGAGGCAGGCCAAAGUCUUACAUGGGCUGUAGUGCUGCAGGGAAGGAUGGAGACAAAUAACUCAAAAUUUUUCUUAAAACUUAACCCUAAAAAUGACAGUUGGUGUUAUAACAUAGCAUUUAAAAAGUCCCAAACUUUUUGAUCUGGCCAUAAUUUAGGGGCAUAAUUUUAUCUGCAUUCAGGAUCUUAUAUCCAGUAUUAUUUCAGAUAGAAAUUUGGCAGUACAUGUAGUUACAAUUGCUAAGCAUAAAUAACAUUAUUAUAUUUUCUGCUUAUCAGAGAUUAUUAGUGACCAGAAAAAUACAUUUUUGUGAAGUUGUUUUAAAUUACGGUGUACCCUAAAAUCCUACACAUUUAUUUUGUAGGUUGAGCGAGGGUCUCUCAUGAAUGCUUAUCACAGACGGUUGACAUCAGAGGAUGAGACAGUACGCCAAGAGGCGGCGAAGCGUUGGAGCAAGUGGGAAUUAGCAACUUCUCACCUCUUUAUUAAUCAAGAAAAGCUUUUGAAACCAGAUACCCAGCAUACAUGGGCCCUUCAGUUUGCAUGCAUUGAAUGGUUGGUAUAAAUUAUAAAUGUUAUUCUAAGUUUAUAUCUCCAGUAAACAAAAAUAUAUACAUUUAAAAAACAUUGUAUAAUUUGUAUCCAUUUACUUCAAAGAAAGAAAAAAAACUGAACGCCUUUCUACUUUAUCUGAUUUACUAUUUACACGAAGGUGUCAUUAUUGGUCCUGUGUUGUCAUUAUUGGUCCUGUGUUGUCAUUAUUGAUUUUUUUGUUUUCAUUAUUGAUACUGUGUUGUCAUUGAUACAAUUUUUUUUUUUUUCAAUUGUUAAUAUUCAACAACAAAUAUAAGAAAUAUUUUAAUAUCUUUUUCUGAUCACUCUCAGCCACUACUUUGUCAAUGGUGGAUUUUUCAAGUCAGCAAACCAGCUCAUUGAAGAGGUGGAAAAAAUAAGACAUAUUCCUGGCACCAUUGUUCAAGGUCGUUAUGACGUUGUCUGUCCAAUGGAUACAGCUUGGCAGUUACAUAAGGUAUCGAGAGAUUAUUUGCAUAUUACAUAAUUUAAAAAUUGGGUGUGUGAAAUAUUUUGAAAUCAAUCAGGGGUGUGGCGCUGGAAAAAGGUUAAGAACCCCUGAUUUAUUGUACAAUUUUUCUCCUCUAUAAUUUUAGCGUUGGCCUGAGGCGGAGUUGAAAAUAGCUCCUGACAGUGGACACAACAGCCAAGAACCAGCCACAAGAACUCUUUUAUUAGAAGCUACUGACAAAUACAGACAUAUCUAAAAUAGCAGAGUGUUGAUUAUUCUAAUGUUGGUUAUUUUUAAAAAUUAAACCAUUAAUUUUCCACCAAUGGAGACCUCGAAGGAAUUGUUGAUUUUUGUUAAACUGUUUUAUGGACAUCAUGCUCAAAUUGUUGAUAGCAUUACAACAAAUUUUGAAUAGGAUGUGGUAAAUUGCUAAAGCGUUUGUUGCUUUCUGUCCCAAUUUAAAAUGUGUAGUAAGAAGCAGCUGAAAACAAUUAUUUGCUUCUGCUCUAAGUUAUUGUGGGUAGGUUUUCCUUGGGUUUUUUAAAAGGACGUGAAUUUCAAUUACAAAGUUUUAAUUAUUGUUUGAAAGCAUUGCUGCUUAAAAUGAUAAACGUAGCCAAUACAAGCUACUUGUCUGUCUUGAACAGAUAUUUGUUGGUACUUAAUGCAUUCUUUUUAUGAUCCUAGCAUGCUAUGUCUUUAUUACCAACACCGUUUUUAAAUGAAAUGAGUAAACUAUGAGCUUUUUCUUUCAUCCUUUAUUUUCUUUUAAUUUUUAAUCAGUAUUAUAUUUAUAUUCCAACUAGAAAUAACCUGUCAGACAAUGGUGUCAGCAAUGGUGAACUUUCCAUCCAAUAAAGUUACUUCACAAAACAUUCACAUAACGCACUUUAUAAGAAUCCCAAUUAGUGCUAACUUCUGGGAAUUUUAUUUUGUGCGCCUAUGAAACAGUAUUGCAGCCUUACAUACACAUCUAAAGAAUUAUUAUUUUUUAUAUAUAUCUUUUUACUGACAUCACGUUUAGAUUAUACAACUAUGCACCAGUGGCAUCGUAGGAGUUGCCGCCUCUUUCAUUGUGUCCAUGUUAUACUUUUUUCAGGUCUCCAUCUCUGGGUUUCAAUUCAGUUUUCCUUCUUUUAUGAGUUACCAUCCAAAGUUAACGAUGUUUUUGCUUGUCUAGAAUUUUGGGGACCGAUUGAGCUCUAUUCCACAAGCUUGGGAUGAACUUAGUUGAAACCACUUGGCCACCUAGCACGCAUAGUUAUGUCACUACCUUACUGUAUAUUUUAUGCCAUAACUUAACUAUCUAACAAUAUGACAAAAUAUAGGUGGAUAGAUUGGCUUCUAUAACUAUACAACUUAAUAGUUUAAUGUUGAAAUGAUAAUAUUGAAUACAUUUACUCAGUGCUUUCAUUUUUACUGCAUUUUGACAUUCAAAUAAUUAUUCAUGAUGGAUUUUGAAUUUGAAAAAAAAAUUUUUAUUGUAUUUUAAUAAUAGAAUUUUCCAUUAUUGCCUUUUAUAUCUGCUUGAUUGUUUACUUUGAUUGUCCAAGUUUUUAAACAAAAAUUGUUUCCAUUUCCGGUAGCCGACAUUGACCAUCAUUUUCCAUGAACUCUGCUAUAUAUGUUGAAUUAAAACAAACAAGUUACCCGGU
Messenger RNA from Lymnaea stagnalis (great pond snail), 12313 nucleotides. NCBI's taxonomy places the organism in Eukaryota, Metazoa, Mollusca, Gastropoda, Lymnaeidae. The record is from the annotation of a GenBank genome assembly.